AUGAUGGCCCAAGCCCAAAGAGCAGUUCAAUCAACUAUCUCCAACAUCACUCAAAAUGUGUUGAAUUCACCAAUCAACCAUCUCGAGGGUCUCGCAGGUCUAAAUCGUGAUGGAAGUUUUCUGAACGAAGUCCCAUCCAACUUCCAGAACAGAUUACAGAGAGAGCUGGAGCUUGCUUUGAAAUUGAAAUCCUUGGCAAAAUUCUGGAGAGUCCAAAACGCCUUCAUUGUCCGAGGUAGUGAUCCUUGUAUCUACUCAGGAGUCAAUGGCGCUUUUGACGAUGCCGAUAAGCUGUCAUACUGCGGAGAAGAUAACAUAAUGAUGAACAUUGUAAGAGCGGAAAAAAACGGAACUGGAUACAAUCCAACGAUCCAUCACGCGUCUUUGGUUGAAUCAAAGUACGGUUAUUCUUCCAAGUUCUUGACAACUUUGGCGUGGGAAUGUCAGUCAAAACACGGCGUGUUUGAGUAUGAUUCGAGUUCUUUCCACAACAGCAGUGCCACUAAUCAAUCUGAACUGAGAGACCUUGCCAAGUCAGGAGACUGCUACUUCAACCUUCCUGUAUGUGACCUAACCCGACCAGACCUCAAACAUUUGAGAUCCAAAACUAAAAAGACUUUGACCCAGAUCUGUCGGGAGGCAGGAGGAUUGCCAAUAUGA
This is a messenger RNA of Puccinia graminis f. sp. tritici CRL 75-36-700-3, 660 nucleotides long. RefSeq lists its product as uncharacterized. Bases 1 to 660 code for a protein of 219 amino acids. The transcript has 6 exons. Lineage: Eukaryota; Fungi; Basidiomycota; Pucciniomycetes; Pucciniales; Pucciniaceae. The record is from RefSeq and is a predicted model, not a curated record.